This is a messenger RNA of Octodon degus (degu), 2342 nucleotides long. RefSeq names its product MOB-like protein phocein. The record is from RefSeq and is a predicted model, not a curated record. Lineage: Eukaryota; Metazoa; Chordata; Mammalia; Rodentia; Octodontidae. The coding region runs from base 80 to 865 and encodes 261 amino acids. The transcript is spliced from 9 exons. Gene Ontology annotation, cellular component: mitochondrial matrix; cytoplasm. Gene Ontology annotation, molecular function: metal ion binding; protein-folding chaperone binding; ATP binding.
UCACGUGUCCAGGGGCAGAAGAGUAGGUUUCUCUUUGCGGAGGCGGCGUGGCGGUGCAGCGAGCUGCGGGGCAGGAGCCAUGGCAGGACAGGCAUUUCGGAAGUUUCUCCCGCUGUUUGACCGCGUGUUGGUUGAAAGGAGCGCCGCUGAAACUGUCACCAAAGGAGGCAUUAUGCUUCCAGAAAAAUCUCAAGGCAAAGUGCUGCAGGCAACUGUGGUCGCUGUGGGGUCCGGCUCCAAGGGGAAGGAUUUCUAUAAUUGGCCUGAUGAAUCAUUUGAUGAAAUGGACAGUACACUUGCUGUUCAGCAGUAUAUCCAACAGAACAUAAGGGCAGAUUGCUCCAAUAUCGACAGAAUCCUCGAACCGCCUGAAGGCCAGGAUGAAGGUGUGUGGAAGUAUGAGCACCUCAGGCAGUUCUGCCUUGAGCUAAAUGGACUUGCUGUUAAACUUCAGAGUGAAUGCCAUCCAGAUACCUGUACUCAGAUGACAGCAACUGAACAAUGGAUUUUUCUUUGUGCCGCUCAUAAAACUCCAAAAGAGUGCCCUGCCAUCGACUAUACCAGACACACGCUUGACGGUGCUGCCUGCCUGCUCAAUAGCAACAAAUACUUUCCCAGCAGGGUUAGCAUAAAAGAAUCAUCUGUAGCAAAACUAGGAUCUGUAUGCCGUAGGAUUUACAGAAUAUUUUCACAUGCUUAUUUUCAUCACCGGCAGAUAUUUGACGAAUAUGAAAAUGAAACAUUUCUAUGUCAUCGGUUUACUAAAUUUGUGAUGAAAUAUAAUUUGAUGUCCAAGGAUAACUUGAUUGUACCAAUUUUAGAAGAGGAAGUUCAGAACUCAGUUUCCGGGGAGAGUGAAGCAUGAAGGGAGUGGUAGAGCUGUACUGCUCACAGAAGUCACAUUAAUUAUGUUCUGUACAUACGUCAUUUUAGACACAUCAAUCAUGUAUCCACAGUCCAGCUUCUUUGUUUAGGGUAGGGUUUGUAUGCUGUGUGUUACCUUUUAGUGGGAAGUACUUAAGUUAUUCAUGAGCUGUAUAUUCACUGGUGUGGCACUCAUGGUUUUUAAAUAAGAUUAGUAUUAUCUGUUUAUAAUGCCUGUUAAUAAAAGAAUUUACAGUUUGGUAAAAUUGCUGCUAAACAAUCAUUGGAUCACAAUCCUCAUCAAAUAAACCUAUCUGUAAAAAGAUGAGUGAAAUCAAAAUUUUGCACAAGCCAUUUACUAAAGUGAUAAUAAGGUUUUCCCCAAGCUUAGAUACAUUAGAAAGUUCGGUAGUAUGUAGCUCAUCUUAACUGUUAGCUUUUCCAGAAUGAGAAGAUAAGGUAUUUUAAAAAUUCUGUGGAUGGCUUUUGAAAUGCUCAUAAGUAUACCUGAAUAUGAAUGCGGACGAGGCUUUAGUAAUACUUAGUCUCCCUCCUCUGUCCUGGGAAGUGUGUUCCAGGCCUGCGCACUUGGCAGGAUGCCCCUCCUCGCAGCAGUGGGUUGCCAAGCUGUGGCCCCCUCCUACCCCUCCCCUCCCCAGACUUCUUCAGUGACAGUGUCUCACCAGGCUGAGUUAGGGGAGCUUAUGCCUAUUUAUAGUGUAUAAUUGCUUACCAACUAUACCUCAUGCUCACAGUCGUAGAACACUACAGGAAAGCUGUGUCGACAUGGGCUCACACAUCUCUUUUGGGAAGUUGUUAUGAGUGUGUAGAGAACAGUGCUUACCGUAGUUAUACCCUUCUGUUAUAAUACUUUUCCUUUCAUCUAACCCUAGCAGCAUUAAAUGGAGAUGAAGAAAUAAUGUAGUAUUUAUUUUAUGUCAUCCCAAAGUUUUAUGCUUGAAUUAUGCUCCUGUGUGAGGCUAUUUGCAAUAAUUUACAGGUUUCAGUGGUGGUGGUGAAUGUUCAUACAUUUUUGCAGUGUUUUGAGAAGAAUUCGAGGUCUUAUUACAAACCGAUCCUCAUGAGGCACGAAGAUGGGGUAAAAAUUGUAUAUGUAGUGAAGAAAAUAUUCAAAGCCAUCUCUUGACCAGAUUUAAGCCGCAGAAGGAACGCUUCCUUUUCACUGUAAAGCUGUGUUGAUGUGAAGAUGGAAAUGUAUUCCUUCCGACCGUUCGUGGGAUCUGUGGGCACGUGCGGAGGGCCCUGGCUGUCCAUCAGGAGCACUACAUCACCAGGGUGCCAGGCUGUGUGUCAUGUUGCCAUUCAGGUGUGUCUGAGUCCCAGCCUGACCCCUUCCCUUGCUCAAUUGAGGGAUGGGGGUGCCAGGAGCUGGCCAAGGUGCUGAAGCACAAUUUAAAUAUAUCGCUGGGAAUUAAUGGGAAAAUAAAAUGUGAAAUCUUUCCUUACUCACCCCAUCU